This is a messenger RNA of Cotesia glomerata, 949 nucleotides long. RefSeq names its product ADP-ribosylation factor-like protein 3. Bases 187 to 894 code for a protein of 235 amino acids. Lineage: Eukaryota; Metazoa; Arthropoda; Insecta; Hymenoptera; Braconidae. Gene Ontology annotation, molecular function: GTPase activity; GTP binding. Gene Ontology annotation, biological process: cilium assembly. The transcript is spliced from 4 exons. The record is from RefSeq and is a predicted model, not a curated record. Gene Ontology annotation, cellular component: microtubule cytoskeleton; cytoplasm.
CAGUAAACAGUAUUUACUGAUGUUUACACAGUAGCAAAAUAGAAUUUAAACUAAUCAUAAUUUCGUCCUACCUCAUACUAAUUAUUUAAAUAAAAAUAAAUAUUUAUAACUAUAAAUUACUUUGACACGCUAAUUGCUAUCAUAGCACCCGAUUCGUCCGUCAAUUAGUAAUAAAAAUUAAUCGAGAUGUUUCGCACCAGCAAGAAAAUAAUAAUAUUCGGAUGUGCAUGCGCCAGUGCAUAUGUCUUCUAUUAUUACUGGAAAAAACGCCAAUUAAAGUCUAUUGACGAAGGAUUUGAAGAAGUCGCCAAGAUUGAUGACAGCAAUGAAAGAAGAGUUCUAUUACUUGGAUUGAACAAUGCUGGAAAGAGUUCUGUCAUGAACCAAAUUGUUUCUAUUGAGGACAAAGAUAAUGUUUACAGUGUUCCGCCGAAAAAAACAGAUGGUUUUGCUGUUUAUUUAUUGAAAAACAAAGAUUUUAUUUGUAAUGUUUGGGAAAUUGGAGGAUCUGACGAAGUAAGAAAACACUGGAAUAAUUUUCUCCAAGAUACUGAUGUCCUGAUUUUUAUGGUCGACGCAAGUGAUGCUAAUCAACUAUCUCAGGCUGUUUUAUCUCUCAAAGAAAUUUUAGGGGAUAGUAGGAUGGAUAAUGUACCUAUUUUAGUAAUUGCUAAUAAACAAGACGUUCCAGAUGCACUGAAAGCAGAUCAAAUAAAACGUGCGCUGGAUUUGCACAGCAUAUCACCUCACAAACACAAAGUCGAAGUGAUAACCUGCCAAACGAUGCCUAUUCCAGAUUCAGCGAAGAAACCUGGUACCUCUGAAUACUCCUACUGUCACCCAAGUAUGAUGAACGUCAGGAAGAAAAUAUUCUCCCUCGCCUCGGCGACUUAGACGCUCACAUAUCAACUUACUUUACUCUAAACUAAAUUUAUUUAUCUAAAUAAAU